This is a messenger RNA of Coregonus clupeaformis (lake whitefish), 2839 nucleotides long. RefSeq names its product phospholipid phosphatase-related protein type 3-like. NCBI's taxonomy places the organism in Eukaryota, Metazoa, Chordata, Actinopteri, Salmoniformes, Salmonidae. The record is from RefSeq and is a predicted model, not a curated record. The transcript is spliced from 12 exons. Gene Ontology annotation, biological process: phospholipid metabolic process; phospholipid dephosphorylation; signal transduction. The annotation marks the transcript as partial. Gene Ontology annotation, molecular function: phosphatidate phosphatase activity.
AUUAGGAAUUUGGAGCGGUGAGAGGAGGGGCGUUUGUGUGUGUGUGAAGGAGCAGUCGGUCUCCUCCCCUCGUCUCCCCCCGCCCUCUCGCGCCCCCCAUGCCUUUGUGUGCGCGAGGCUCUCUCUCUGUGAGCGGCGGAUCUUCAAGUGAGAAAUCGGUUCGUUUCUGAGCGCUGUUUGAGUGUGUGUGGGCUGUUCAAACACAACGCGUGGCUGACUGGGACCGGGGUGAACCGGUAGAAGGCACGUGAAACCUCGGAGUUUAUUUUCAUUCACACACGCGCGAUCAGAAGGGAAAAUAACGGAGAAAUAUAGAAUAUCGGACUUUUCCCUUUCCUCUUAUCCAUCUAUCAUUCUCCAUUUAUCAUUCUCUUGUUCUCUCUAUCCGUGGAGAAGCUGACCAACCUAAACAACCUGAUGUGUGUGUAUGUGUGUUUUGGGGGCGUAAAACAACGGGCAGCGCGUGAAGAUGGAUUAACGGUUGAACGGAAAACUGGAGCAGCACGCGAGACCACGGCGAGGGGGGAGGGCAAGACGGGACUCUGCUAACACACACAACUCGCGGGAUAGAGACUCUGAUUGGACCAACACCAGGAUGAUGUCGUCACCCAAAGCCAAGGCCAAGAAGAAACCUCCCAAAGACAGCAUGACGCUUCUACCAUGCUUCUACUUCAUAGAGCUCCCGAUCGUCCUCUCCUCUCUCGUCUCUCUCUACUUCAUGGAGUUGACAGACCUGUUGUCCCCGGCGACCCCUGGGUUCCGUUGCUAUGACCGCGACUUGUCGUUGCCCUACCUGGAGACAGGAGAUGAACUGAUCCCUCUGCUGAUGUUACUGAGCCUGGCCUUCGCAGGACCGGCUGCCUCGAUCAUGCUGGGUGAAGGGUUGAUGUAUUGUUACCAGUCCAGAGUCAAACAUAGUAAAGCUGAAGGAUCCAUCAUCGCUGGAGGGUGUAACUUCAACUCCUUCCUACGGAGGACUGUUCGCUUUGUUGGUGUUCAUGUGUUUGGUCUCCUGGCAACAGCCCUGGUGACGGACAUCAUCCAAUUGGCUACUGGUUAUCCCACCCCUUUCUUCCUGACUGUCUGUCAGCCCAAUUACACGCUGCCUGGGAUAUCAUGUGACCAGAACAACUACAUCACACAGGACAUCUGCUCUGGGAAAGACCUGUAUGCCAUCCUGUCAGCCAGGAAAACAUUUCCGUCCCAGCAUGCAACGCUCUCUGGCUUUGCUGCUAUCUACAUCUCUAUGUAUUUGAACAGUGUGAUCAGCAGUAGUACCAAGCUGGUGAAGCCAGUGCUGGUGUUUGGCUACUGUCUGGCUGCAGGCAUAGCUGGACUGACUCAGAUCACACAACACCGCUGCCAUCCCAGAGACGUCUAUGUGGGCUACGCUAUAGGAGCUGGCAUAGGAGUCUACCUGUCUCUGUAUGCAGUAUGUAACUUCAGGUCAUCCGAGGAGGACUGUCCCCCCCAGCCUGUCCGGAGGGCUGCCUCUCCCCCCCAGCAGCAGAGGGAGGUGGUGGUGAGGGGACUAGCCCAAAGAGGACAUGGCUCUCAGCACGGCUCUCUGUACCGCAGCAAGACACCCAGACCAUCAGACAGCAGGGAGGAACUGGGGCCUGGACGCUGCAAGGUACGUAGGGAGAAGGCCAGCGUAGCGUCUCUGAAGAGGGCCAGUGCUGACGUGGAGCUCCUGGCGCCCCGCGGCACCAUGGGAAAGGAAACCAUGAUAACAUUCAGCAAUACCUUACCCCGCGUCGCCAACGGCAGCAGCAGCACCUCGCCCCCCGGAGACGACCCCUCCAACCAGCGUCACAUGACCUUCCACCUGUCCUUCGACCCCCGCAGGUCACAACCAAGGUUGCGACCUCCGCUGGUGCAGGAGUGGAGACAGCAACACUCUAUGGAGAGACGGAGCGAGGAGGAGGGGGGGGUGGAGAGAUCUGGCGGAGGAGCGGGAGGAGAAGGAGGAGGGGGUGAGGCAGGGGAGACAGGGGUGAUGAAUCCUCCCUCCCUCUAUCCGACGGUACAGUCGGCCAAUAGAGCCGUUGCCACGGCUACCCCAGCGCCAGCCCCACUGGUACAUAUCCCUAAGGAGGGGAUUAGACACCCUCCUUCUGUCUCCCCUCUACCUCCUUCUGUCUCCCCUCUACCUCCCCCCGUCUCCCCUAAGAGCGCGGUGACGCGUGCCAAGUUGAUGUCACUUAACCAGGGAGGGGAACGAGCCAGGGAGGGGCCUAUCCCUGUGACGACUCCGCGUGUGCCCACCCAGCUGCCCAAUCAGCCGCCCAAUCAGCCGCGAGUGGCGCAGGUCAUUGCCAUGUCCAAGCCGCAUGGACCAAUCAGCUCCUCUGCCAAGGGCUCUGAUUCUGCCUCUUCCUGUGGGGGAGGGUCUUCAACAGGAAGCUCUGAGUCUCCGUACUACCGGAUCCCCUCCGACCGCGACAGCCACACCGGGAGUGUUACCGGAAGCGUUACCGGGAGUAUUGUCACCAUAGACGCUCACGCCCCUCAUCACCCUGUGGUCAGGGUGUCUAGCAGUGCUGGUACCGGGAGUAAUGGGACCCCAGGGCCCAGAGUAGCAGCUGCCGGUAACGGGACCCUCUGGGAGUGGAGGAACACCACCAGCGGGAGCCAGGCGAGCGUCGGUGAGCAGGGCAAGAGGGGGGCACUACAGCGCCAGGAGAAAGUCACCGCACCGGAAUAUCAGGAAUACCGCACACUUCCCGUGAAAUCAGACUCUAUCUGCUCCUCCUCUCCCAGCGAGACGGAUUCCACCACCCUGCCUCCCCCUCCUCACCCUAUCUCCUCCCCACUUCCUCCCUUCUCCUCCUCCCCC